CUUGUCAACGGUGACUCCGACGGGAAUGUGCGCUCAGUUUGUAGUGACAAAAAAGAAUUUCUAUUGCUAAAGACAAAUCGUUGUAAGAAUAAUACGUAUUCUAAUCCAAUUGAACCGUACAAUUCGCCUUGAGAAUUGCUGAGAGAUCUAAAAUCCAUAAUUUAAAGUUCAGUUGAUACACCAAGAUGGACAGACUACUACGAUUAGGCGGUGGAAUGCCAGGUUUGAAUCAAGGGCCACCACCCUCUGAUGCACCUGUUGUCGAUACAGCUGAACAGGUGUACAUAUCAUCCUUGGCCCUCUUGAAAAUGCUUAAGCACGGUCGUGCCGGAGUACCAAUGGAGGUGAUGGGUUUGAUGCUGGGAGAAUUUGUUGAUGAUUACACUGUGCGUGUUAUCGACGUCUUUGCUAUGCCACAAACAGGAACGGGUGUCAGUGUAGAAGCAGUUGAUCCAGUGUUCCAAGCAAAGAUGUUGGACAUGCUGAAACAGACUGGUCGACCAGAAAUGGUUGUUGGCUGGUAUCACUCUCACCCAGGAUUCGGCUGCUGGUUGUCCGGAGUAGACAUCAAUACUCAGCAAUCCUUUGAGGCUCUUAGUGAAAGAGCAGUUGCCGUUGUAAUUGAUCCUAUACAGUCGGUGAAAGGAAAAGUGGUCAUCGACGCAUUUAGAUUAAUUAAUCCGAACAUGAUGGUUCUGGGACAAGAACCAAGGCAAACAACGUCGAAUUUAGGCCAUUUACAGAAACCAUCUGUACAAGCCUUGAUACACGGAUUGAAUCGGCAUUACUACAGCAUUAGUAUUAACUAUCGUAAGAACGAAUUGGAGCAGAAGAUGCUGCUGAAUUUACAUAAAAAGACUUGGAUGGACGGCCUUACUCUUGCCGAAUAUUCGGAGCACAGUCGACUCAAUGAGAAUAUCGUUUCAGAGAUGCUUGAACUCGCGAAAAAUUAUAACAAGGCUUUGGAAGAGGAAGAAAAGAUGACGCCUGAACAAUUAGCCAUAAAGAAUGUGGGCAAGCAAGAUCCGAAACGGCAUCUCGAGGAGAAGGUCGAUACGCUAAUGGCUACAAAUAUCGUUCAGUGUUUGGGAGCUAUGCUCGAUACAGUUGUAUUCAAAUAACCGUUUUCCAAUACGUCGCUCGCAAUAUGACUGAACACCAGAACGAACUCUUCGCAGCUCUUGCAUGUGACAACCGGUACCUAAAAAAAGUCCAAGAUGGACACACAUGGUUCUAAU
Molecule: messenger RNA, 1238 nt
Organism: Linepithema humile (Argentine ant)
Lineage: Eukaryota; Metazoa; Arthropoda; Insecta; Hymenoptera; Formicidae
Gene: Rpn11
Product: regulatory particle non-ATPase 11
Biological process (GO): protein deubiquitination; proteasome-mediated ubiquitin-dependent protein catabolic process
Cellular component (GO): proteasome regulatory particle, lid subcomplex
Molecular function (GO): metallopeptidase activity; protein binding; proteasome binding
Source: RefSeq, a predicted model, not a curated record